Molecule: messenger RNA, 12417 nt
Organism: Ornithodoros turicata
Lineage: Eukaryota; Metazoa; Arthropoda; Arachnida; Ixodida; Argasidae
Exons: 5
Coding region: 233-12346 (4037 amino acids)
Source: RefSeq, a predicted model, not a curated record
CGCGCAGCACGCGUUUGGUGUACAGCAGUCGCUGGUGCGCCAAAAGAUCUUUGGCGGAGAUUGGUUGACACAACGAGGCUGCAGUGUCUCAAAUGACAGACUACGAGCUUCGGAAGAAAAUUGGGAAAAACUUCUUCCAGUCUUUCCCAGCGUUCCUGUUCCUGCUGACGACCAGCAUAUUCCUUCGCUGAAAGAGCCUUGGAUUACAAUAACUUCCAGGACAUCUUCCGGCAUGGACGACCACAACGACGACAUCGACAUUCCAGGGCGGCCACAGAACGUGAAGGAGAUUGUGACUAACCUGGAAGCCAUUGCUGAAAGAGGACCAUCGCCUCUGGCGCCACCUCUGGGGGCACCGGUGUUUCCUAUGGCCCACGGUGUUCCUUCGCGAUCAAGUGUUGCAGUGUCGCUUGCCAGCAGACGUGAGCGUGAGUCUUGGAGAUACGAUGGGGACUCCCCAACCAUGCCUGCUGCGGCACUCCUCACCAUAGGGUCAAUGACAACCAUCGAAAGCGAGGGAGAGGCUCCGGUGCUGCUCACAGACUUGAAGCCUGUUGGGAGUCAGAGCUUAGACUUCGCCUCUGCACGGAGAGCGCGAAGCCAAGAAGUCUCCUACAACAAGCAGGAGACGGCCAUCGAGUCUACUGACAACAAGACCGUGCAAGAAGAACGCGAAGCGUACGCUGGGCGUUCCCGAAUCGCGGCAUCACAACCAAGAUUCAGCAAAGUCGCCGAUAUGCGUGGGUUCACCGACGACCUCACGACCAAUACUACGGUCUCUGAAUUCGUCGAGCGAGGCGACCGGAUGGUACCGACGCUCGAUUAUCUGGAACGUUCGGUCACGCCGAAAAUACACAAGGGUGACGUCGUGAUUGACAUCGAAAGUGCGCUGGUAGUCCGGGAGACGGCCCCGGAACGUCCGGGAACACUGGCGAAGUGGCUAAGGAGGCUCAGCCUCAAGUCCAGUACGUCUAGGUCGAUCAAGGAAUGCCAGAAGGUCGCCAGGUGUACGCAGGACGUGAAGAGUCGUGAGGUUGCCAUCGACCUCUCGAUUUCUAGGAUGACAAGUCCGGACACUGGUGUCAUCUCGCCUUCAUCACUAGAACUACUAGAGGAACCAGAGAAGGAUUACCAGAAGCUGGACGACGUUGACUUAGACAUGAGAAGCGACGGCGCUGGAAGGGACGAGAGACCUUCUGCACGGCGAGACAUCCCGAACAUUCCAGAAGGCGAAGCGGUACCCUCCGGGAACCUCGCGAUCGAUUUUACGUCAUCAGGUACUCUUGGUGCGAAUAUAAUUGAAAAACCGAAUGCAAUCUUUAGCAGAGGAGUGGCAGUGCACAAACCAAGAAGUCCAAAUGAUAAGCAUCGGGGCGAACAGGAGCAUGGAAAACAAAUUCACCCUCAGAUAGAAGUUCAAGAUCACUCUGCGUUAUCUGCCCGCGAGAUACCACUGAAGCAUGCUAGGUCAAGAGUUAAUUUGAUGAAGCCUUAUUCAAGCACGGCGAAACCUCAGUCGAGUGAUACUUUCCUACUUGAUUCUCGAGAGUCCGUUGCUAUUCAUGACGGAAGCCACACAGACGGUGAACCAGAAACCCUCAUUGUGUCAGCAAGAGAAACUGAAUCACCGUACAGUGCAGAUGGAACAGCGCGAUCGUUUCAAGUCAGCGUCCAAGGUUCUAAGAAAAAGGCCAGUCUUCAUUUGGAAGGCAAGAUACUGCCCGCAGAAAACAGAAGUGAUCAUCACGAAUUCUCUAUUGAGGUUGUUCCGAAUCUACACAAGUGUGAACGCGGACAGUCAUUUGGUAGCGAGUCCCCGCCGCUGCAGCUGUAUAUGGGUCCCCAAAUGAGUACGGCCGGCGACAGGCCUAUCGAGCUGUACGAAGCUCGGGACAAAGUCAACGCUUCUGUCUGCCUGAUGCGAAGUGCGGUGACAGCCGACGAAGUGGAUUCCCAGUUGGGAGGUGUAGUCGUGGCGGGUGAUAGAAAACAAGGACAGGAUAACGCGGCUGGGCAAAAGACAGUUUCUCAAACAGCGAUGUCUGAACAGAACGCUGUUAAAUCACAAACUGCUGCGGACGUGUUGGUGCAUCGUGAUACAGCGGAUGGACCACAAGAUCUUCCGUCAGCAGCCCAUGCUUCGGAAGCACCAAGACCGGUAGCCGACGAUAUUAUACCUCCACCAGGGAGGAGUGAAGUCAGAACUGGGGACAAAGAAAAUAUCGUUAGGUCAUCGGCAACAGCAGACCAAAACGACCCUUUGGCCGUAGCCGCAAGUUUUCCCGGACAGAGGGAACUCGAAUGGAACGUUCAAACACCCGAAAAACGAGGUAGCGAAGUGCUGGUAGAAGCGGAUCACCGUCGAGCAAGAAGCACCAAGGGGCUAGAAGGUGUUGACGAAAGCUCCGCUGCAGCGUCGAAGUGGAAUCAAGACAACCUGAACAUGCUGCCAAGACAUGAUAGGCAGGAAGUAACUACAGCGCAGCGAACAGCAAUAAAAGUUGACGAUUUUUCCACUAACAUUUCAUUAAUUACACGCGCGCAAGCACCACAGACAGAUGAGGUGCUUCCAAGAAAGAGACAAAGAACAGAAGACUUCAGUUUUGAGAAAGAACAAGAUAUUCAGGGACCCAACGAAGCCGAACUACCGCUGCAGAGGUCAGAUCAGCAAUACUCAAAACACAUUUCGAUACAGAUGAGUCCUUCCCGAAGAGAUCACAUUAACCUGCCACCACAGCCGGACUUCGCGGACGUAAGCAUGGAUACCCAUCGCCAACCAUAUUCUCGUCACCAUUAUGAAUCUACAAACUCUCCAAUAUCGGGACGAGUUCCAGAACUACUCCGUUUUACCGCAAGCUCCGUUGUCCUAGAACAGGGAGCCCAAAUCGAGAAAAAGAGACCUUCUCAAAGGCCUGUCGAGUCACAAGAAUUCACGCUUAUUAACGUUUCAUCUUCAGAAAACGUUGCUAGAAGGUCGCGUUGGGAGCAAGCACGUGAGGAAGUUAACACUAUCAGCAAACACAAUCUGCAGAAGCCGUGUGCAGAAGGUUUUCAUGAUGCUACAUCACACAAGAAAUUCUCCCCUAGAAAGUCAAUAACUGUCCAGCGCAUCAAUGUAUCCCCACAUGACGACGAAUCAUUCCAGAGUCUCACGGAUGAGAAGAAAUCUCGGUCUUAUCGACCGAGCAAAUCGUUAUUACAUGAGCGAACCGGACUGGACUGGUCGGAAGACAGUGACGGUCACGUGGAAGCCUGGCGGGCAGAUUUCGAGGACGCUCAAGAGGCUUCGAUCGCGAGCCAUAGGACAAGAGAUUACUUCUAUUCCGUGGCUCCAGAAGAAGCUACGAGUGUUCAAGCAUAUGCGGUCUGUUCAAAUGACACCUUCUUCACUGGUGACCGCGGAAGCAUAGCCCUUGAUGAUUCGACAGAGACCGAGUUCUAUGACCCACAGUUGUCAGCAACAAUGUUUCCAACACAAUCACCGCGAGGCUAUGGUGACAGGGUCUCUCUGUCAGGUAUCAGGGAGGCCUUUCAUCCAAAUGAGUACUACCAAGAUACGAGAUCCGCCAGAUCAAACUCAAGAGAACGUUACGCGCAACGGCCUGCGGAACAGUAUAUCCUUAAAGUACCUUCGAAAAGCGUUAUGCCGUACAAAUGCACACAGUCCAAAACAUUAUUUAGUAACAUUGAACAAGGCGGUGCCAUGAGAGACGAGGCACUAUGUAAUCUUCGACAAUCGCGAGAGGAACCAAGUUUACCAUCAACAAAAACAUGGGAACAGCUUAAGAUUGCACAUGCACCAUCAGGACGACUUGAGUGGAAAAGCAAGCGCCGAUUGCAAUUCGCUGACACCCCGGAUGAAACGUUUUAUGUUCUGAGAACAGAGCUGAGUUCCGAUUCAUCUGGGUCAGGAACCUAUAAUACAUCUGAGCUUCCUGGACUGUACGCUAGGCACGCUACUGCUGUACCCAGCAGAGCGCCACCUGGUGUAACGAGGGUUAAUGUACCCGCUGACCUACCGAUAAAUGAUAUCGUCUACACGAUGGGAAUUCGGCAGGUUGGAAGUCCCGAAGGUAUCCGCACGUCAGCAACGAAAGAGUUCAAAUUUCAAGAGAGACCAAGCGCAGAUUCCGAGGAAUACGCCUUUCCCGGAAAACGGGUUGUUACAUGUCAGAGGUUUGACAUAGCGACGCAGACGCCUUUCAUGCAGAAGACCGCGUCGCACUCGGAUCAACCUCGGCGUAUGAGAGAGCUUACGAGGCUGGUCAUGACUUCUGCAGAGGGAAGACCCCAAGAGUACGUUUUGGCAGAAUUUUCAUCGUCAUCAGCUGAAGCGCAGAUUUUUCGUGAUACACGCACGUCAUGUAAAAGAACGCACCCAUUUACUGCCGAGGAAAGUGAAUUGUCCGAGCGGAACCACGGACAGGGUAUUUCAAAGGUGGCCAGGAAGGUGCCGUUGCCUCCGGUUCGAGGUACCUUCGCUGGUGAGUCUCAGGUCAAAACGGCCAUUCAGGACCGUCUUCCUUUGAUAAAAAGCCGGCGGGAAAUCAUUCUUCCCAACAGAGAGUUCUGUCCUACGCGGUACACGGGUAUCAGGGUAAUUAAACGAGGUACCAGGAAAGUGCUGGCGCAAGUGGAUAACGUACCUGCGUUUUGCCCUGCUGAUUAUUCACCAAGACCUGUCGCCAGUUUCGCGUGCAAAGCUCAGACGACUGAUGUGUGUAGAGCGGAGCCUCCAGCUGUGGUUCCCGCAGGUUUUACUUGGAGAGCUGAGAGCAAAGAAUGCCUAGGAAACGCAAAUCAAUCCCCUACUAUGAGUACGUUCGCCUGGAAAACGGAAAACAGAGAACAAAAAGAAGUCAACACUGCGGAUGAUUCCAAGGGUAUGAGUUUCACUUGGGAAAAGCACAACACAGAAACGAAACGCGCUGUUGCAACACAAGAAGUUGUGGCACCAGGCGGUUUUGCACAGGCAGGUUUACCACUAAGUAAUGUAGGCGGAACUAUGCACGUUCCGCCUAACACUAUGAACCCUUCGAAUGUGAUGGGAGGAUUUCUUUGGAAAUCGCACAGCAGAGAACAGGUACAAAGAGUUCUGCCAUCAGAUCCUACGGUUGGAUAUUGCAAUGUGGUACAGAAUCCCAUGGGCAAUGUACCACCGUACAUUUCAACUGCUUUUCCCUGGGGAGCACGAAACAGACAGCUGCCUGCACAAGUACGUCAGGAACCGAUCAACUGUUUCUCCAUGACCGUAGAAAGCAGAGAGCGCUUUCCCAGUCCUCGCGCAACUACGUCGUUUAAACCCUCGGAAGAACUGCACAAGACGAUCAAGCUGAAGCUGAAGUCACGUGAUGGUGCUAAAGAUUCCAAACACGUACAGACAGAGGGUAGGGAAGGCUGCGCUCAACAGCGAACAUCAGCGAUCAAUACUGCACGCCGCCGACUGUGCUCCACAGCUGUAAACACGGACGUACCAAAGGCUGACAUGAGUACCAGCACCCAGGAACGCACAUUUGCGCGGAAGAGCACCCAGGCUGAAAUCACACCAGAAAAAUGGGGACCCAGUAGAGCAUCACUCGAUGUUGAUCGGGCAUCGAACCCACAAACUCAACCAUACAACCCCUAUGCAUACAACCUUGCGAUGAACAUCAGCAACAACCAACCAUUACCCAGUGCACAGCCAUUCUUUCAGGGUCAAUACUCCGUACAAUCUUACGCAGCUCAACCUUACCAAGCAUAUAAUCAGCGAGCGUUUCCAUCUCAAGUGUGCUCCCCCAGCCAAUACCCAGCUCAACAACCAAUUGCCGUACAGCCGAUUUCACAAGCUCAUGUGGCUGCUGCUCUUCAGCAACCGAUAGCACGUCCUUGUGCAGCGCUACCUUGCGGCGCAAGACCUGCAGUGGUUUCACCGUGUAGGUCAGUCCCAUGUUCGCCACCCCCAUGCCAUUCUAGGUCAUCAUGUUCGCCUCCGCCAUGUCGGUCCAGAUCGUGCUCCCCACCAGCGCAUCGCGUCCUUCGGUCGCGGUCCUGUCAUCAGACUGCUUGUCGUUCGAGACCACCGUCACGCUCUUCGCACGUGAGAUCACAAACGUGCCACUCGUCCUACGACUCUUGCUACUCGGAGCAAUCCACACAGAAGUCGCCAAAAACUCGCAAGACCACACAUUCCACAUUCCACAUUCUUCGUGAAACCCCCGAUGAUGCUGGGCCGCAGGUCGCUGCAGAGGUUCCACCGAGUCUUGGUGGCACGUACAAAAUCGGCUACAUAAUGUCACCGUCCUCGAACAAGCUAAGCCCAGUUCUGCUUCCAGUAGACGGCAAAACAGACGCUCCGAGAGAAGUUCCACUGCCGGAGAAAGAAAUGCCUAGACGUACGAAGGCUGUGCAGGUUUCAUCUGGUGAUUCAAAUGCAAGAACCCCUUCUCCGAAGUGUCACCAAAGUGACUGGAACAACGAACUUUUUCGUGCUGAUCCAAGAAAAUACGAGAAAGCGGUUCAAAUCAUUCUUCCGAUCAUGUCCUCACGUGACCGAUCGUCAGAUUCUCAUUCGUCUUCAGACACAGAUCAGAAGAAACGUCAAAUGCGCGAGAAUAGAAAACCGAAGCGAGAGCGGAGGCAUGGCUCGUCAACCGAAGAUGAAGGCUCUGCCACAACAGAAUCAAUAUCGUCUUGGCAAACUGCACAGCGCAGUGGACAGCAUGACAUCGAGGUCCCUGUUGCAGCACCGGAAUCAUACUACGACUCUGCUGACGACGGAAGUUUUCUUAAGACUCAAAUUCGAAUAGCGAUGCCAUCGACGAAAAGACGCAAGGUUACUUCGAAGACAUACAUUGGGAAGAGCGCGUCUUAUGACACUGCGCAGUCGUCAGCUGCCAGUUCCACUUCAGGCCAAGUUCGACGAAAUAGUUCCGUAGGUGAACUUAAAAUGGACACUCAUUGGGAAAAAUCAUCGGACAGUCCGAAAAGCAAAUUAGAGUCUGCUGCAUCGAGCGAUGCUGCAAAGGUGCCCGGGACACAUCAGGCAGUGGACAAAGAGAGAGAACAUCAUGAUGCUCAUUUGCCCUUAUCGAGACACAGACGUCCGUCUGACGUGAAGAGCGAGGUGGCGGACAAGAAGCCAUCCGCACGUAAAAUGAGUAUGGGUCCAGAAAUGCAAGGGAAGGGACUCUUCGAUGAUACUGGGGAGGCGAGUGACUUUCCCAGCACGAAGAAGAAAUCUUUGCACCAGGAAAAUGCUAGCAAGAAGGACGCGCCAGUUCACGAUCAUUCCGUGUCGCCACCCGAGGUUAAGAAGCCAAGUAAGCCUCCAUCCCGCAGGAUGAGUGUAACUCCCGAAAUGCACAGCAAAACGCUUGCAGAGGCCACCGAGAAGCACUCUGGCAGUCUUAAUGGCCACGAUAAGGCUCCUGCCCACGAUGAUGUCCUCCUACCGCCUAAACCACCACCACCUUUGCCCAAGAAACGUUCUGCUGCAAAAGUAAGUGACCACAAGGCAGAAGAGAAGGCAUCAGACAAGCACAAAGAUCACACACCUCCGGGUUAUGGACCUCCCCCAGACUUGCCGACAAAACAUCCGGACAAAGGUACAAAGCACGGCAAGCAUCCUGGUUCGCAAGACAGCAAUUCCCAAGCAGAUCAGAGCUUGGAACCAAAAGUUGGAUACCCUUAUGUCGGACGGGAGAGGACAGGCACCCUCCCAAUGGACGUCGAUCCUUCGUGGGUAGUGCGGAUUACGCAGGAGCGAAAAAUGACAUCUAGGUCACAAUCUAGUACGCCUCCAUCGGCUGACUCAAGACAGCCUUCGUCGGGUCAGGAACAUUACUUUGCUGACCAGUAUCUCCCACCGCCGCUGCCUCCUUCCCAGCUUCCUGCUGCACAUCCCCAACAGCAACUCCCCAUUGCAGGGCCGCCUCACCCACAGUUUCCAUUCUCAGGAUCUGUUCAUGACUACGAAGAACGGACGUCUUUUGAAGUGGUGGCACCUGGACGGAAAGAUUCUGGGGCGCAGUACGGCGACCCACAUACUGUCCCCGUAUCUCCUGCACCUAGGCCAGCGCAUGCUCGUGAAAGAACGGUGUCUAUGCUUCCACAGGUGCCAGAAAGGUCACCGCCGAAGCCACCGCCGCAUCCGCUACAUAGCGCUCCGGUCAUCCCAGCCCACAAUGUACCACGCGAUGACAAGAAGGAACGCAAACGCUCAUCUCAAGAUUCACCGAUAAAGAAGGCAGAACCUAAGGAAUCAAAUGACAAAUUUGAAUCAACAAAAGAGGAGGAAGUAGCGGGGCCCUCAGAGGCUGGAAGCAGUGUGUUCACCAGGAUCCUCAGCUGGAUUAGUCCAUGUGGUAGCAACCCACAGGAGGCUCUAGAAGCGGGUGUUCUGAGCAGGCCUCCAUCGUCGUCUUCUCUUUCACCCCGUCCAAAGCCGGAACGACACGAGGCAAAGAAAGAACUGGAUGAGCAUAAAAAAGAGUCGGACAAGUCAAAGAAAAAGUUGGAGAAGUCAAAUCAAGAUAUGGACGAGCAAAAAAAGGAACAAGAUAAGUCAAGUAAAAAACUACACAAGCCAAGCAAAGAACAGGACAAGCCAAAAAAGGAUGCAGACAAGCCAAAGGGAGAAGACAAGCAAAGUAAAGAACUAGGCAAGCCAAAAAAGGAUGCAGACAAGCCAAAGGGACAAGACAAGCAAAGCAAAGAGCUAGGCAAGUCAAAAAAGGAUGCAGACAAGCUAAAGAAAAAAGUAGACAAGUCAGAAGGAUCGGAAGGGAGCCAUAAGAGGGAUUCUAGCAAAAGCUCAAGUGAAUCUCUCAGCGCAAGCCACAAGAAGGCUCCAGAAUCAACCACCCAACGCGCUAGUCCUCACUCGACUGGGCAUGUGAGUACGAAGCGGAGUGAGAAGACCGUUCCAGUAAAGUCGAGACCGGAAUUAAGCGAAAAACCAAGUGCAGUGCCAAGCCGGGAAGUAAGCUCACAACCUCCUCCGACCUAUGGUGCACCCGAAGAGCAGUACCCGGCACACAACGAUCAGUGGCAAGGAUAUUAUGAAGAUGGCAUGCAUGAUAUGGUACAGUACGGACAGACGGUCACAGACGUUGCAGCAGAGUAUGUACACGAUGUGGAUACUACGACAUCGUACGAGCAGUAUGGCUUAGCCGUCACGACACAAUACGGUCAGCAAGCCAUGGAUAAUACAGCACAGCACGAACAGUUUGGCACAAACGUUACAGGUCAAUAUGGUCUGGACACUGCUGGACAGUAUGAGCAGUAUGCAACAAAUGCUGCGGAUCAAUAUGCGCAAUACGGAACGAAUGCUGGUGAACAAUAUGAUAUGCAUGGCACCGUCACAGAUGAUGAUGAAGCCCAGUGGACCGUACGGUUCUUGCAGGAAAGAACACGUAUGUCGAGAGGGUCAAGGACACCAUCUGCCGAACGGCAGUACAGUUACCAUACAAUGAAAGGAAUGGCACCGCAGGUAUCCGCCACAAGUACACCGCUACCGAUUAAAUACGCUGGCAAACCAGACGAUUGGACAGGGCAAUGUCAGAAGGUGAAAGGAGCACGAAGUCGAACGCCGUCUCCAGCGCCGUCUUUGACCAGUAGAGAGGUUGACGAAUUCGGGAAUUCCAGAUGGGUGUUUCGGUUAAAAGACGGAAAAGUGAACACAACUCCAACCCGUGUUUCAAGGACGCCUUCAGUGGUUAGUCGUGACCAGCAAGAAGAUCCAGACUGGGUGAUACGAUUUCAGGAGGGAUGUCAGAAAGUCCCAGAGGUAGCGAAGUCUGCAGGUUCCACAAAAUCAAAGUCGUCCACACUCAGAAGUGUGGAACUGGAUGAAGAUGGAAAGCCAAGAUGGGUGGUUAGGGUUGUGCAGGGUACAGAGCACGAAAGGGAGCCCCGUACGCCCUCUUUUACCAGUCAAGACCUGGAGAAGUACGGUGAGCCCUCAUGGAUCGUUCGUUACAACCAAGAAAAAAAAGGUCGGUGUCGUGGAUCGAGGACACCGUCGGCAACGACUUCCAGAGCGAGCCUUGACCGUCGUGAAUUCGCUUCCGUAGCACCAACGCAAAUUGCUCCUGCCCCAGUUCCGCAGCUACCGAGUCGGGCAGGAUCCCGCACGCCAUCCAUUCGGCAAGGGCGCGACGAUUAUAGUGACCGUUCUUGGGCCAUACGGUUCAAUCAAGAGAGGACUGGACGUGGCGGAUCUUCGUGGUCACCAUCGGUGUCUUCACUAUCCAGACAAAGUUUAGAACCACGAUUUUUGCCAGCAGGUACGUCACACCCUGCAGGCUAUCCACCAGUUAUUCUCGGUCCGUCGCCAGUAGGUCAAGCUACAUUCAGCCAACCACCACGAAGUUUCCCGCCACGUGGACUACCACCGCAUGGCCCUCCGUCACGAGAAGGAAGAAUUGCUGUUCCAUCAGAUUCUGGUCUAGGCGUGCAUGGUGGCGUUUCACGGGGGGAAUCUACCACACCACCGUACAUCAGGCAAAGGUAUGAUGACUACGGCAACCUUGCGUGGAUCGUCCGCUUUAAUGAGGAAAGUAAAAAGCGACACAGGUCCUCGAGGUCACCGUCUGGGUCUACGAUAUGUAUGGGUGAAAAACAACCUUUUGGUUUUCCUCCUGGUGAGGUACCUCCGAUGCCUGCACCUAGACAUGAGGCGCCACAUAUCGCAGAAUCAGGCGUCUCAAAGCCUGCGAAGUCGUCUUUUCUUGAUGAGCAUAAAGAACCCUCUGGUCCUUCUCUCAAAGACCUCACUAAGAAACCGAAAGCCGGCUUAAAGAAACCGUCAGAGGAAGUAUCAAGACACUUCGAUGAACAUGAUAUAUCAUCAGGUCCUUCUCUUGACGACCUCGAUAAGAAACCUAAAAGUGGCCCAAAGAAGCCGUCGAAAGAAAGUCUGAGUAUUGGAGUACCCUCGAGUGAAAAAGGCAGGGGACCUGGUGUGGCUCACAUUAAGCAAACAGCUCCAAUGGAGGACGAAGGUGGAAUAUCUCUGGGUGCUAAGAAGCCUGCAAAGACUUCUGGCGAGAGCACACCAACAAAAGGAAGAGGCAUACACAUGGCAGAUGCAGCACCAACGAAAGAUGGGGAGAAGGAUGAAACGAAACAUAUGAUGCCUCUGGGUGAUAGGAAAGCUAAAAAGUCAUUUGGGUUCGGCACACCAGAAGCACCAUCCAGCGUUCCCUCAAAAGGUGAUGAUAAAAAAGGGGGCAAAACACCACAUGAUCAGAAAAAACCGGAAGACGAAGCUUCUGGGGUCAGCCUGAAAAAAGGAGGAAGCAAGUUGUCAGGGGCCGGAACACCUAAGAAGGACGUGGAGAGAGGAGGAGGCACAGCAUCUCCGGGCACAAAAAAACUUGAAGGUCCGCCGUCGCCUGGAACAAGUACACCAAAGAAAGGUCCUAAGGGGAAAGAACCACCUGAACAAGGAGGACUGGCGGGAAGCACAACGCCACUAGAUAGCAAAAAGCACGAAAAGCUGUCAGGAUCCAGUACCCCGAAGAAAGGCGAAGAAGGGAGCGCAGCACCGCCAGACAGCAAGAAACCUGGCAAAUCCGGAUCCAGUACCCCGACGAAAGGCGACAAAGGGAGCGUAGCACCACCAGACAGCAAAAAACCUGGCAAAUCCGGAUCCAGUACCCCGACGAAAGGCGACAAAGGGAGCGCAGCACCACCAGACAGCAAAAAACCUGGCAAAUCCGGAUCCAGUACCCCGACGAAAGGCGACAAAGGGAGCGCAGCACCACCAGACAGCAAAAAACCUGGCAAAUCCGGAUCCAGUUCCCCCAAAAGGUCUCCGAAGUCAUCUGGCCUGAAAUUCGGAGCUCCUAGCAUCCACCCUAUAUCCCCCCCAAAGUCAGACGCUGGCAAGGCGUCACCCACAUCCGAGGGGAAGCCAGACGGCAAAAAGAAAAGGAGGGCUAGUCUUGCCUUUGGCAGUGAGAGUCCAAGUAAAAGCUCUGAUGACGAAGCUUCUAAGCCUAAGCCUGCGGGCGGAAGACGACGUGCUAGUGUCGUCGCUCUCCCGCCACUCCCUCCGAAAAUCACCGGUCCACCGGGAAAGGACGAUAAGAAGGAUGACAAAAAAGGCAAAAAGGGGAAAAAGAAAGGGGGUGUAGUGAUGAUGCUACCAGUAGUGCAGAUGCAAACUCCGAAGCAGGCUCCAGAUAAAAAGUACGGUGGAGCGGGAGAACCUUUGGCAAGAAAAGAAAGCAUCCUCAAUUUCAAGUGUCCCACUGGGCAGGAAUUGCUAGGAUACGCCAUCCUUUCAUCGGUGCUCAUUGCUGGGCUGCUGGUUUUGGUCUGCGUGCCGAAGUUACGAUUUUACACUGGUCCCAAUCCCUAACAAUACUCCUUUUCAACAACUCCAAGGAAAGUGCCACCAAUAACGAUCUCCGCAAUAAAAUUAUGAGUCGA